AUGCUUAUUUUUUUAAGUUCUGCAGAUAUAGCUUUCCAUUUCUAAAGCUAGUAUUUUUAAUAUAUUGUGAAGAGUUAAUCUAAUGUAGAAAUAAUACUACAUAGAUAUAAAUUCGGAUUAUUCCAUAUCUAAUCUAAAAAUAUCCAUAAGCUAACCAAUUUGAUUGGAAAACAUUCAAUUUUGCUAAUUCUGAAAAUAGAAAACCUUGGAAGUGUAUAUUUCAUUUUCUCAAAUAACUAAAUUCUUAUACUUUUUGCGGUAAAUAAUUAUUGCUUGACAUAUAUUAUUUGA
This is a messenger RNA of Paramecium sonneborni, 291 nucleotides long. The record is from the annotation of a GenBank genome assembly. Lineage: Eukaryota; Ciliophora; Oligohymenophorea; Peniculida; Parameciidae.